Messenger RNA from Magnolia sinica, 2623 nucleotides. Its product is annotated as serine/threonine-protein kinase Nek5-like. Gene Ontology annotation, molecular function: ATP binding; protein kinase activity. NCBI's taxonomy places the organism in Eukaryota, Viridiplantae, Streptophyta, Magnoliopsida, Magnoliales, Magnoliaceae. The record is from RefSeq and is a predicted model, not a curated record. Gene Ontology annotation, biological process: protein phosphorylation. Bases 925 to 2403 code for a protein of 492 amino acids. The transcript has 15 exons.
CAUCAAUGGUCUUUGAACUGGAUGCCCAUUCCACCACAUCGAUCUUGAUCUUCUUACCACCUCUAACACUGACCCGCUCAUAUUCCGAAAACAAUGGUUUGUUCCUUUACACCCAUAAAGCCCAUAAUGCUGCCAAUAAGACUAGCCACCAAACAACCCUUCUUUCUUUCCCAACCCUUUACCUUGCCAGGUCAAGAGAAGUUCUUCAAUAGAGCCUGGCAUCACCCAAGACAUUGAAAAUAGCAAGAAGACUCACUUGCACCCUCUGAACAAAUGGGCAAUGGCUGAAGAGGUGAUUGAUCGACUCCUGGCUAUUCAUACACGUCACUAAGAUGGUGGAGAGCACAAAAACCUUCUUUGAAGGUUGUCAAUUGUGAGCAAUCUCAUCCUACCCACAAACCACACAAAAGCUGCCACCUUAGGAGGGGUGCGAUGGAACCAAAUGUAGGAAGUAUGAACCCGCUUUUCUUCCAUCAAUGACUUCCGAAGCAUCUCAUAGAAAGAGCGCACCAAGAACCGACCUGACUUAUCUUUAAGCCACUCUGCUGACCACAUCGCUAAGUGGGAAGGAAAAUAGCCUGCUUGAACAGCCCAUGGAGAUCAUUUCAAUCUGGUGAAACUGGAAAAAGAAAGAUGCAUUUAUUAUAGUUUCUUCUCUUCAAAUAGGCCAAGUUUAUUAUAAUUUGUUGGUGUGCACCCACCCUUUGAAAAGAUAAAGAAGGGCCAAGUAACCUACGAGCUUUGUGGUCUGCAAACCCCGAAUCAAAAGAUAAAGUGAAGAGGAAGGCAUAUGGAACUGCCCAAGAAAUCAGCCAAGUACUACUACUGCCCAAUCCUGCUCGACUGUGAUGAGAUUGGAAGCACUAGUGCUGAAAUUUCUUGGGUCGGUAGUAAGAGUCGAAUCCUUCGUUUCUGUUUUCGAGGAUGGAUAAGUAUGAAGUGGUUGAAGAAAUUGGAGAGAGCAGAUUGAUGUUGGUGCGUCAUGAAACAGAUAAAAAGAAGUAUGUUUUGAAGAGGAUUCGGCUAGGUGGGCGGACGGAAAAAUGCAAAUUAUCUGCUUACAGAGAGAUGGCUUUAAUUGCAAGGAUUCAAAACCCAUUUCUUGUGGAGUACAAGGAAGUAUGGAUAGGAAAGGGUUGCUAUCUAUGCAUUGUAAUGGACUACUGUGAAGGUGGUGACAUGGCUGACAUCAUUAAGAAGGCCAAAGGAUCGUUGUUUCCUGAAUCGAAGCUCUGUAAAUGGUUUGUGCAGUUGCUUCUGGCUGUGGAUUGCCUGCACUCAAACCAUGUCCUUCACGGAAAUUUGAAGUGCUCCAACAUAGUCCUAACAAAGGAUCUGGAAGUUCGGCUUGGUGAUUAUGGAUUUGCAAAGUUACUGAAUGAUGCUGAUUCCUCUUCUAAUGUGUUAGGAACUCCCAACUCCAUGUGCCCUGAACUCCUUGCGGAUAUUCCAUACAGCUUCAAGUCUGAUAUCUGGUCUCUAGGAUGCUGUAUGUUUGAAAUUACAGCACAUCAACCUGCUUUCAGGUCAUCUGACAUGCCUGGCCUUAUAAGUAAGAUACGUCGUUCAUCCAUUAGUGCACUUCCCAGUGUAUAUUCUCCAUCUAUGAAGAGUCUGAUAAAGAGCAUGCUAAGGAAAAACCCAGAUCAAAGACCAACAGCUGCAGAGCUCUUGAAGCAUCCUCAUUUGCAGAAGUACAUUGCCGAAUGUAUCUCACCACCAUCCUUCAUCUCAUGUCCUUCUCCAAUGAGAAAAACUAUCAGUGCACAUCGGCAAAGAGACACUCUGACAAUCAACCCCUACAGUAAUAGCUUGAGCUCAGACAGGGAGAGCUCACUCUGCUCAGUUCUGAGCAGGGAACUGCAUUCGACGGACGUGAUUGAAUGCGCCAACCAUGCCCUCCACCCACAACCAAUCAAUAGUUCAGGCGACAAAAACAUUCCCACUGCUCCAAAUCAUGUUGAAUCUGAUACUUGGAAAGACCAAGAAAACAACACACCAAUUAGUUCAGCCUCUACCAAUUCUGCAAAAGGCACCUUGUUAGAAUCUUUACCCAGAUCCAAUAAUACUUACCAAUUUCCUCAGCUCCCACCUUCAGUAUCCGAUGAAUCAAAACUCACUAGAUGCAGAGAUGCUUCAACUAAUAUGGAAGUUUCUUAUAAAUGCGAUCAUGUAGUAUCAACUUCUACAAAUUAUCAAGAACGUGCAGAAGCAUUGGAGUCUCUCUUGGAGCUGUGUGCGCUGCUGCUUCAGCAGCGGAAGCUCAAUGAACUAGCAGGUGUGUUGAAGCCAUUCGGGAAGGACGGAGCUUCCCCGAGGGAGACUGCUAUCUGGUUGACAAAGAGUAUGAAAGUGGUUGGCGAAGAACAAUGCAGUAACAGAGAUGGAUUGUUGAAGCAAUAGAGUUGGAUGGAAAUACGGGCUAGACUGACCCCUCAAAAGUUCAAAGAUUUGAAAUAUGAAAUUGUCACAUUGUAUGGUUGUUGUGGUUUUUCUUACUCAAAAGUGGUUUAAGAAAGCAUGUGAUUGGGGUGUAUUUGGCUCUGGUUGCACCAAAUAUCAUGAAAUUUCAUAGAUCAUCAAAUGUCUAUGAUAUUUGGUGCAGCCAAACGCAGCCUUAAGU